AUGGCUAUGAUGAAUGGCUCGGUUGAUUCUGAUUUCAAGCGUUACCUUACCAGAAAAAAUUUGCUGACAUUCGCAGCAGCAUUUAACAAAGCCCAUGACUACAUUAAAAGUGAAGAGUUGAUGAAGACAAGUAGCAGAAAUCUGCAAAUAGAGGCAAGGCCAGAAAGGGUGCAAGGAGGAGUAGUCCGAAAAGGAGAUGUAGGGUUAUCGCCGUUAUCUACUGGAAGAGGAGUAGAUGUGAUAACAAGGGGGCCGAUACAUGGAGGAACAGUUAGUGGAGCAAAGAAGCAUUUGGCUGAGCACCGUCAUCUGGUGUGCGCCUUAGAUGUGGACAAUCGUCCUCGGCCAGCUACAAUACCUGAAAUAGUGUUCACCGAAGAAGAUGCAAGGGGUGUAGUGUUCCCUCAUGAUGAUCCAUUAGUCUUGAUAACUAAGAUAAAUGGGGCUGAUGUCAAAAGAGUGUUGGUGGAUGGUGGAAGUUCAACAAAUGUGUUAUUUGUGCAAGCUUUUAAUGAGAUGAAUAUCGGGAGACAAUACCUGAAGCCGGUAUCAUACCCGGUCAUUGGGUUUAAUGGGUCUACAGUAAGACCAGAAGGAAGCAUAGUGCUACCAGUUAAGCUAGGAGAUGGGUCACAAGCAAGGGAUGUGAUGGCAGAAUUUCUGGUGGUAAAUGUUAAAUCAGCCUACAACGCAAUUAUCGGCAAACCGAUAAUACACGAUAUGCAGGCCGUCGUGUCAACCUACCAGCUGGCGAUAACUUAUGUAUCGAAUUUGGGAGCUGUAGAAAAGGUAUACGGAGGUCAGGUGAUGUCAAAGUCUUGCUUUGUGACUUCCUUAAAAAACCCAGUUGGUAGUAGGCCGGUGCCAUGCAAUCCGGUAAGGGAAGGUGAGCCAACAGUUCAAGACUUAACAAUGAGGAAUUUUGAUACGAGGCCAGAGGAGACCCCAAGGCCGUUACCAGGAGGAGAGACUGUUCAGGUUGAGCUACAACCAGAUGUUUUCGCAUUUUUGGCAAGUGAAAUGCCGGGAAUACAUCCAGAAGUGAUAGAGCACAAGUUGAAUGUGGAUAGAAAAUUUAGGCCGAUAAGGCAAAAGAAGCGCAACUUUUCAACAGAAAAGAUAGAGGCAAUUCAGGCCGAGGUAAACAAGCUCUUAGUGGCAGGGUUCAUUGAGCCUUGCACAUAUCUGGAAAUGAUGGCGAAUGUAGUGAUGGUGAGAAAGCCAACAGGGAAGUGGCGAAUGUGUGUAGAUUUUACAGAUUUGAAUAAGGCCUGCCCUAAGGAUUGCUACCCAUUGCCUCGGAUCGAUAGGCUAGUAGACUCAACCUCUGGUCAUGCUAUGCUGAGUUUCUUAGAUUUGUUCUCGGGUUAUCAUCAGGUCAGCCUGCACAAGGUCGACAGGGCCAAAACAACUUUUAUAACAGAUGCUGGUGUAUAUUGUUACAAGGCAAUGUCGUUUGGGCUGAAGAAUGCAGGAGCGACGUAUCAAAAGUUGGUGGAUAAGAUAUUUGAGAAGGAGAAGGGCCGAAAUGUUGAGGUGUACGUGGAUGAUACGAUAGUGAAAAGUGAGGAGAAAAAAUAUCAUAUAGCAGAUUUGACGGAAACAUUUGAGACGCUGCGAAAAUACCAGAUGAAGUUGAACCCAGAGAAGUGUGUGUUUGGGGUCAGAUCGGGAAAGUUCCUGGGCUUUAUGGUUAGUGAACGAGGAAUAGACGCAAAUCUAUAUAAGGUGAAUGAAGUACUUCAGAUGAAAUAG
This is a messenger RNA of Chenopodium quinoa (quinoa), 1755 nucleotides long. RefSeq lists its product as uncharacterized. The record is from RefSeq and is a predicted model, not a curated record. The transcript is spliced from 3 exons. Lineage: Eukaryota; Viridiplantae; Streptophyta; Magnoliopsida; Caryophyllales; Amaranthaceae. The coding region runs from base 1 to 1755 and encodes 584 amino acids.